AUGAGCCUACAAAUGCAGCUUGUCUCGCAGAUACCCAUGCAUCCGACAUUAUCUCGACAAUCUACAUCUUUCGACCUCACCAUCAUGUCCUUCAAGGCUCAUUUUCGAAGGCCUAGUAAUGGCGUAGCUAUGGGCUUCCUACGUGAUGCCCAUAGAAAUCACACUACCGCCUUCUUGUCAGAGCUCGCAGGAACCUUUCUCUUCCUCUUUUUCGCCUUUGGCAUCGCCCAGGUUGCAAAUACUCCGCCACCUGCGGAUGCCAACUCUGAGCCAAACCUUUUGGCCAUCGUAUUCAUUGCCCUUGGCUUCGGGUCAUCCCUCGCUGUUAACGUCUGGCUGUUCUACAGAGUCAGUGGCGGCAUGUUCAAUCCGGCUGUGACUUUGACGCUUUGGCUCAUUCGUGCCGUGCCUACCUCACGCUGCGUGGUGGUCUUCCCUGCCCAAAUUAUAGGCGGAAUCGCUGCAGCUGGUGCUGUAUCUGCAACAUUGCCUGGACCGAUGGCGGUGAACGUGAGACUUGGGGGAGACACCAGCGUUGCCCGGGGCCUGUUCAUCGAGAUGUUCGCAACGACCCAGCUCAACUUUGCUGUCAUCAUGCUCGCCGCCGUCAAGCACAAGGCAACUUACCUCGCCCCCAUCGGCAUUGGCAUAGCUCUAUUUAUUGGCCAUCUUUUCAGUAUCUACUAUACCGGUGCUGGCAUCAACCCUGCUCGGGCUUUUGGUCCCGAUGUUAUCACACAUAGCUUCCCGCACUACCAGUGGAUCUACUGGAUUGGUCCGUUUCUCGGCUCCUUACUGUCGGCAGCAUUCUUCUUCCUUCUUGAAGUCUUCGACUGGAAAACAGCCAACCCUGGUCAAGAUUAUGAUGACUUGGAGACUCAGGUUAUUACCCCGACCAAGACAACCUCUCGACCAAACGUUGCGUUGCCAGACCUCUGA
This is a messenger RNA of Fonsecaea erecta, 939 nucleotides long. RefSeq lists its product as hypothetical. Gene Ontology annotation, biological process: transmembrane transport. The coding region runs from base 1 to 939 and encodes 312 amino acids. Gene Ontology annotation, molecular function: water channel activity. The record is from RefSeq and is a predicted model, not a curated record. Gene Ontology annotation, cellular component: plasma membrane. Lineage: Eukaryota; Fungi; Ascomycota; Eurotiomycetes; Chaetothyriales; Herpotrichiellaceae. The transcript is spliced from 3 exons.